AUGGCCUCUCUUCGGACAUCCUUGAACACAGUUCGGAAUCUCCUGACUCCCCGUCAUCUCUCUCUCCAAGCGACCAACAAUCAAUUAUCGACCACGCCUGGCCCCAACAGUAUGCUACGUCGGUCUUUACAUCAAAGUAGGACUUCCAAACUGGCCAGUCCCACCUCUUCAACCUCUACCUCAUCCUCCAGAUUGUCAUCCACACCACACGUUUCCAACGGACCUCGACCGACUGGAUCGACAGCAUCGUCUUCAUCUACAUCCAGUACAGGCGGCUCAUCCUCUGGGAAAAAGCCUCCCAGUCGUCAUCUCAUAUGGUACAGGGAGAUCGUCCCGGCCAUGCUCCCCAUCAUCUUUCUCUCCUCCACCAUCUUCCUCUCCUUGACACUCGUUCGGACCCAUUUGUCCCAUCGGAAAUCCCUCGAGGAAUCCACGGCCAAGAUUCAAGAGCUGGAACUCCAACUUGCCAAACUCAGAAGAGAACAACGUAUAGCGAGGGAGAGGGAGAAGAGGGAACGGGAGAGGAUAUUGCCCUUGCUCGUUGGCAGAGUAUUGAAAAAGGUCGGUGUGGUAGGCCACGAGGAAGAAAUGGAGGUGGGAGCAGAGGAAGACGAGAGGCUGGUGGUGUAG
Molecule: messenger RNA, 630 nt
Organism: Kockovaella imperatae
Lineage: Eukaryota; Fungi; Basidiomycota; Tremellomycetes; Tremellales; Cuniculitremaceae
Exons: 2
Coding region: 1-630 (209 amino acids)
Source: RefSeq, a predicted model, not a curated record